Molecule: messenger RNA, 618 nt
Organism: Monoraphidium neglectum
Lineage: Eukaryota; Viridiplantae; Chlorophyta; Chlorophyceae; Sphaeropleales; Selenastraceae
Exons: 4
Coding region: 1-618 (205 amino acids)
Source: RefSeq, a predicted model, not a curated record
AUGGAAGGCGCCACAAUUGUGGGAGACGUGGACUUGCUGGAAAGGGCAAGUGUCUGGAACCAUGUGGUGCUGCGCGGCGACCUGAACAAUAUCACCAUCGGCCAAGUGUCCAACAUCCAGGACCGCACUGUCAUCCACGCAGCCAGGACGUCGCCGACGGGCCUGACUGCAGCGGCGCUGAUUGGAAAGUUUGUGACGGUGGAACCCAACUGCACGCUGCGCUCGUGCCGCAUCCAGGACUACUGCAUUGUGGGUGCACGCAGCGUGCUGAUGGAGGGCAGCAUGAUGGAGUCACAUUCGGUGCUGGCGCCUGGCAGCGUGCUGCCCCCUGCGCGCCGUGUGCCCACAGGGGAGCUGUGGGCAGGCAACCCCGCGCGCUUUGUGCGCAAGCUGACGGACGACGAGCGCGACGAGAUCCGCGCCGUGGCUGUGGAGGUGCGGCGGCUCGCUUCGCAGCACUCGGCCGAGGAGCUGCCGCACGGCACCGCGUGGCGCGGCGUUGAGGCACAGCGCGCGGCACAAAUCGAUGGCGGGUUGUACGGCUGGGUGGACCUGCGGCGCGCCAAGUACAACAUCCGUGUCAAAGAGGAGCAGGACGCAGCUGCUCGGCGGCUUUGA